Volvox carteri f. nagariensis is the source of this 1076-nucleotide messenger RNA. RefSeq lists its product as uncharacterized. Gene Ontology annotation, molecular function: tRNA binding. NCBI's taxonomy places the organism in Eukaryota, Viridiplantae, Chlorophyta, Chlorophyceae, Chlamydomonadales, Volvocaceae. The record is from RefSeq and is a predicted model, not a curated record. The coding region runs from base 1 to 696 and encodes 231 amino acids. The transcript has 6 exons.
AUGUCAUCACAGUUAAAUGUAGCACGGCGUAGCGCUGCGCGUGCACCUGGCAGCACACCGUAUGGACAGGCCAUUUUUGCUUUACGCCUGCAAGAGCAACGAGCCCAAUGUGGUGCACGCUGCAAUGCGGCUGCUCAAGCGACGGAAGCUGCACCGGCCCCUGCAUCGGCCACUCCCGACGCUGCUGCUGCCGACCCAGCGACCAUGGACAUCCGCAUUGGCAAAAUUGUAAAGUGUGAGCAACAUCCGGACGCUGACAGCUUGUACGUUGAGCAAAUCGACGUGGGUGAGCCGGAGCCGCGUACCAUUGUCUCGGGUCUGGUGAAGUUUGUGCCACUGGAGGCAAUGCAGGAUCGGAAGGUCAUUGUGCUGUGCAACCUGAAGCCUCGCAACAUGCGAGGCAUCAAGUCCAACGGCAUGGUGCUGUGUGCCUCCAAUGACGCACACGACGUGGUGGAGCCGCUGGCGCCUCCCGCUGAUGCACCCGUAGGCGAGCGGGUGUACUUCGGAGAGGGAGGCAAGAACCAGGGGCCUCCCGCUGAGCCCAACCGGGUUCAGAAGAAGAAGUUGUGGGAGGCGGUGCAGCCGCUGCUGAAAACGGACGGGGAGGCGACCGCCAGGUUCCGGGAUGAGGUGAUGCUCACGACCGCGGGGCCGGUACGGGCAGCCACUUUGUCACAUGCCAAUAUUGCAUGAUGACUUAAUAAUGAUAACACAGCUUGAUGCGUGUUUUUGUGCACAGCACGACAGCUAUCUGAAGUAUUGUAGGGUUCUAGAGGACGGCACGGGAUCAAACACGUUUGUGUAUGCGGUGAGGACGUGUGUUUCACGAGUUGUGAACGGGCGCUGCAAAGUUUGUUCCCGGAAGGGACAUUGCGGUUUUGUAUAUUGCAGCUGGCAGUUGAUUAUUUGCUAUUUCAUUUAUUUCUAGGGACGUCGAUGCCGGCGGGCUGUGGCAUGUAUCGCAUUUCUUUAAGAAGACUUUCCUUUUGGUUCGGCUUUGGUAACGUUCGAUAUAAGAUGGGACUUGACAUGGUAGAAUUUAUACCUUCAACGAAGUAACAGUAGCACAGUAC